Molecule: messenger RNA, 1806 nt
Organism: Metschnikowia bicuspidata var. bicuspidata NRRL YB-4993
Lineage: Eukaryota; Fungi; Ascomycota; Pichiomycetes; Serinales; Metschnikowiaceae
Product: alpha-mannosyltransferase
Exons: 1
Biological process (GO): mannan biosynthetic process
Cellular component (GO): Golgi apparatus
Molecular function (GO): alpha-1,2-mannosyltransferase activity
Source: RefSeq, a predicted model, not a curated record
GCUUUCCUCAAGAAAAUCGAGGAGCAAGUUCGGGACGAAUACACAGACGGGUUCACCGAGGCCUUGCGGAACGAAAUACGCCAGAAAAUGGUGCGGGAGGCCACGGAAAGAAAAUUUACCAGCGACGUCAAAUCCUACAAAAUCGCAGAGGAACUCAAGGCACAGUACUUGAAAAACAACGAGCAACCGCUCAAGGAUGAGCUUGUGAAGGAGUUCUUACUGGAAACCUCCGACGAGAAUCUCCGCACUAAAAUCAAGCAAAUGGAGUCGCUUAGCAUUGACCGGGGCACGUAUUUCGAGAAUAUCUUCGAGCACAUUCUCAGUGACUUCAGCCCCAGUGGACGAGGUGUUGCUCAAAAAGGCCAGACCGUGCCUCUGAACGGCUUAAGAGAGGUCACUGUUCCGCCCAAGAGCAGAAAGGAAUUGUCAGACGGAAGAGUCAGCAUCUCCGCUGAAGAUUUCACAGACUUGCAAGCAAAACACGAUGGCUUCGUGGCUUUUCUCCGCUCGUUGUCUGUGCCCCCAACCGAAAUUUUCUCGGGCUCUGGCGUUGUGCUCUCCGCUGGAAAGAAACACAUUCUAGGGGCACUCAAUGUCAUCAUUCAGAUCCGUGAGAUGGGGUCCGAGCUUCCCAUCGAGCUUGUGCUAGACGUGAAGACGGACUACAACAAGAGAAUAUGCGAGGUUGUUUUGCCCCGUUUCGAUGCAAAAUGCCUAGUCAUGGAGGAAGUAUUGGGGCUGGAGGCCUACGGAAAAAGCAAGCGAGACGGGUUCCCUAUGAAGUCCAUGGCUCUCAUUCUCUCUUCCUUCGACAACACAAUCUAUCUUGAUUCUGACAACUUCCCAAUCAAGAACGUGGACGAGCUACUCGAGAGUGAGCCUUAUCUUCAAACGAGGUUUCUUCUUUGGCCUGAUAAUUGGCACAAAGGCGUGUCGCCAACAUUCUACGACAUUGUAAGGCUAAGUGCUGGUGAACCCAUCAGAAGAGACGGCUUUUCAAACGAGGGCGAUUUUUCCUCGUACCUAUCCAGGAAAAGGGACCUGGAAAUAUUGCUCCAUGACUUGGAGGGGCUUCCACCGUUUGCCAGCGUCGAGUCGGGCCAGCUUGUGUUUUCUAAACGAGAGCAUUUUCGCAGUUUGUUUUUGACAUUAUAUUACAACUUGCAUGGAGAAAAGUACUACUACCCGCUCAUUUACCAAGGGGUAUUUGGAAGCGGUGAUCGAGAGACUUUCGUCCCAGCUUUACAUGUAAUGAACGAGCCCUACUACUUGACAGAUUGGCGAAUGAAAUUCAGCGGCGUCAGGCGAGAAAAGGUUAACAAGCCCGGGUCUUUUUUCUUUGAUGAAAGCACUAUGGUUCAAAGCGACCCUGCGUCGGCUCAGGCUUUUCAUAAAAGGUGGAGAUCUUGGCUCUCGAAACAAGGUCUCGAUUCACGGCUUGAUCCUUUUCAAAACGGGGAUUAUACUCUGAACCUAUGGAGACGGUUCUUUGAGGAAAAUAGCGAGAUGUCCGAGCCUGAGGCCUAUUUCUUGCAUGUUCACUCUCCCAAGAUAAGUUCCGUUUACAACGAGAAAUCUUCGAAAGCGCGGUACAAUUACCAAGAUCGGUAUAUCAGGGAGCUCGGCGAGGAAGGAAAAGCAGAUGGCUUGGGUCCCACAGACUGGGAAUUGAAAUUUCAGGCGAUAAACACCUGGAGCACUUGCGAAGGUAUGACGGACGACGAGUACUGGGCCUCGUAUCAGCUUGACCAGAAAGAUGUAUGCAAGAAAAUGAUGGACUACGUCGAAAUCUUGAAGGGCAAUUCC